AUGGCCAACAAACUAAACGACACCGUAUUAGAUGCCUUUAAGUACUAUUUUCUGGGCAAACUUGACCAAUUUCGACCAAUCCAACUUAAUACUAAAGUUUUGGCUUUCUUGGUAAGAGUUUUGUGUUAUAACUACCCUACCCUACCCCAACCUACCCUACCCUACCCUACCCUAUACCCUACCCUACCAUACCCACCUAACUUCAUUUUAGCCUUAGUCUCUCCUAGCCUUGCUAUUAUACUAUAUCUUACUUACAUACACUAACUAUAUUUAUGAAGUUGCAUAGACAUGAGAAAUGGGCCGGCCCGGCCCGACCCGGGCCUGCCUUGAGCAAAAUUUCGACGCUUCUCAUGUCUAAGUUGUAUAACUUCAAUUACAAAAGCUAAAAAGAUAACAUUCCUAUUUUAGUUAUGUUCAAACCGAGUCUUUCACAGUGAAUUCGAUGAAAUGAUGUACCAAAUUUUUGCAACCGGAUCACGUUACAUUGUUAAUGGUAUAAUACAUCAAGAUGGCACAGAAAGCGGCCGAAUACAGAAAGAAUGUCGCUCAUAUAAAUCUAAUGCUACUACUAUGCUAGUGUGGUUAAAUCAUUUGUAUUGUAAGUAGCUUACCUGCGUAGGAUUGAUGGGCUAAAUCUAAAAUUUAAUAGGUUAAGGCCUAAGUUUCAAAUUGUAUAGCUUAAGGGCCUAAAUUUAAAACAUAAUAUAAAAUUCUUAAUUUCAGUAUGUGGCAAAGAUGGAGAAAGACGUAUAUUGUUGGACACUUAUUCAGCAACCUUUACAGAUCCAAGAAGCAUAAUCAAAGCCAUCUAUCUAUGUCAGAGUAAGUAGGGUAGUUAGCCAGAGUAGGUAGGGUAGUUGGUUUUAAGUAAACUAGAGUUACUGUAUGUUGGACUAACGCUAAAAUAGGGUAGAAAGAUAGGGUAGACAGUAGGAGCCAAAUUUAGAUCAAGCCUCAAAAUCAAGGCGGCCCCUUUGCGCGUAAAAAAAUUUAGACUAAGCCAUGUCUAAUUUUAUUUAUUUAUUUAUUUACUAUAUCAACCUACAAUCAAUAAUGAAGUACACAUAAAAUUAACAAAUUUUAGAAAUUCAUACAUGACAAUUAUCAUUGAUGUCAACGGUGUAGUCACUUAGGGCCUCGUUCCAUCUCAUCUAAUCAGGAUCCAUCCAGCUUAUACCUAUCCAUUUUCGAAGUUCGUCAUCCCAUCUUGUUCUCGGUCUUCCUACUGGUCUUCUACUGUCGGGGGUCCAUCUUAAAACCUUUUUCUCCCAGGUGUUAUCAUCCACGGUACCUCAGCUUUCUGGCAAAUGCCCAUUUCUUCGCUACGGCUUUGACCACUACCUCCCUUAAGCCUGUCCAUUUUCUGAUUCUUUUACUUCUGAUUCCUUGUCCCAGUUUCACUCCGACCAUCAUUCUUUCCAUCUUCUUCUGGCAUCUGCUGAGUAUAAUCUUAUCAGCUUUAGUUCAGCACCAUAAAGCAAGGUUGGUUCGAUGCACAUGUCGUAGUAUUUGGACUUUAGUUUAGUGUCUACCUUCUUGUUUAUGAGUACAUCUUUGGCCUUCUGAAACGCCAGCCGUCCAUUUAUAAUUCUUCUUUUAAUUUCUACACCAUGAAUCCUAGGAUACGUCAAUACAUGGCCUAAAUAUUUUACUUCUUCUGCUUUUUCAAGUUCACUGUCCUCAAUCCUCAAGGUUUUAUCAUUUUCAGAGCCUAGCCAUUGGCAUUUAUCAACAUUAAGCUCUAGACCAAUCUUCUCUCGACCAUCACACCCAAUUCGUCAACUUCUUUAGCUACUAUCAUCUGCAUAUGCUAGAAGUCUCAGAGUAUCAUCUCCCAUAGGGUAGGGUAGCGUAAGGUAGGGUAGGGUAGGCCGUUUAAUAUUGUUGUAUAUAACUGACUCUUUACAGAACUAAACAUCAAUGUUUACCUAAACCCAGUGUUUCGUAACCGACUAAUAACACAACUGUUGGCUGAUGUCCCAGUACUAUCUGAUGACUAUACUAAAGUGUUACCUACGCAGUAUGGUGGCGGCUUUGAUUGUAACCAUUGGGAAGAAAGCCUGCAUUAUGGGGUCGGGCCAGUACCAUUUAAUAACAGCUUCAAAAAAGCUCUUGUGCUCAACGAUUAUACUACAGAAGAGAUAGAUCAAUUAGGGUAUUUUGAACUUAUAACGGAACAAUACAAUCAUAACUUUUUGGAAACAAAAGAUUUGUGUAAGGGAAUGUACCAUACCCUACCUUAACCUAUUCUACUUUACCCUACCUUAUACUACCCUACUCUACCCUACCCUACCCUCUAUUUACAGCAAGCCCUUGUUUCUACCCUAUUCUACCUAGAAAUAGAGAACCGACCGGGCCCAUUUUUUGAGCCCGGCCAAUUCAAAAUUUUUAAACUUGCAAACUGGCCGGGCUUUUUGGGCAAAGCCUUGAUUUUCAGGCUCGGCCGUAACUAAAAUUUUCGUCAGGUGUUAGACCCGGACCGGCCCGUUCCCCACGUAUAACACUACCCUACCCUAUUCUAGCUUACCUACAUUAUCCUACCCUACCUUUUUUACCCUUCCCGACUCCUCUUUACCAUUCCCUGAAAUACCAUUACAAUAAACUACUUUUGCCAACGUUUUAUUUAUAGACAUGUUCGAUUGGCUAAACCGACCAGAUUUGAAAAUAGUUUCGAUGUUAGCCUACAACUUCUUGGGAUUGCUUGACUAUUGCCCGUAAGUAAAGAUUCAAACCGACUUUAUAUGUAAACCUUAGAUAGUAACCAUGACAUAUUUUAAAAACCUUAACUAUUAGUUGAAGACAUAAAGAACCCGCCAUACUUUUCCUCUAAUUUCCUCUAAAAAAUGGCGAUUUCUUUAUGUCGGGCCAUAUUAACAUUGCCAUACCUGUACAAAAAUAUAAAUUUAGGCUUCCAAAACUGCCAAAUCUUCAAAACAUAACGGCUGGAUACAAGUUGUUUUACAUUAAUCCUACAGUAAUGAAAUCGUAUUUCUCGAGGCUUCUUAAAGAACUAUACCUCUCAACCAAUGAUUGUAGUUUAGUGCUGAUAAAGAAGAUGACAAUUCGAAUGAUGAAGUAUGACAGAGAGUUGAUAGAUCAAGUGUUUCGUACAGCUUAUGCUAUGUAUGAGGCAGCGGUCGAGUCAGAUAUUGUUGUCAAAGCCUUACACUGCGAAAUUGCUGUGAUUGUGCCUCUAAGGGUAAGGAUUAUAAUUUACCCUGCUUUGUUCUACGAUACUCUAGUCGGCCUUACUAUACUUUUCACUACCCUACCCUAUCCUAUCUUACCUUACCCUAACCUACAGCCCUAUAAAUAUAACUAAAAGCUUUGCAGACUUUGCAAGAUACCAACUGGAAGCCAACCCCCCACCCAAACACUAGAAUUGAAGACUACGGCCCAGAUUUAAACGUAUGGUAUCACAAAUCCGAUUUUUUUCAAUUGUCAUGCGAAAUAUUUGACGAUGACGAUGUUAUAGAGCAAUUGGAUGGAAAAGCGUUUGAAAUUCGAGAAUAA
Bursaphelenchus okinawaensis is the source of this 3513-nucleotide messenger RNA. The record is from the annotation of a GenBank genome assembly. Lineage: Eukaryota; Metazoa; Nematoda; Chromadorea; Rhabditida; Aphelenchoididae.